GCUCGUAGGUGUAGCAGCUUGGGCGCGACAGGUGCGCGAGGUACAACGCCCGAGACCCGUGACAGGGCUGGUAACAGAGCGUCGGGAAAAGGCGGCUUGUAGUCAGGUAUUUCAGUAUCUGAAGACAAGAUGGAAUCAGCUCCAUUUAAUAGACGGCAAUGGACUUCGCUAUCGCUGAGGGUAACAGCGAAAGAACUUUCUCUUGUCAACAAGAACAGGUCAUCGGCCAUUGUGGAAAUAUUCUCCAAGUACCAGAAAGCAGCUGAAGAAGCCAACAUGGAAAAGAAGAGAAGUAACCCUGAAAGUUUGCCCCCGCACUUUAGACGGGGGACCCUGACUGUGUUAAAGAAGAAGUGGGAGAACCCGGUGCCGGGAGCGGAGCCACACACAGACACCGUGCGAAACAGCAGUGCCGAGACUAGGCACAGAGGCGGCCAUCCGCCCGCAGAAGUGACCAGCAGCUCUGUUCCUGCCACCCGAGUGGAUCAGCAGGUCCACUCCGGACCCGGUUUGGGAUCACCUCCUGAAGCCCUCUCUCACCGCAUCGAGGAGCGUCAGGAUCAUAAGGACCACGCAACAGAAAGUAAAAAGAUGGAAAACUGUCUGGGAGAAUCCAGGCAUGAAGUAGAAAAAUCCGAAAUCGGUGAAAACACAGAAGCUUCAGGCAAAAUAGAGAAAUACAAUGUCCCACUGAACAGGCUUAAAAUGAUGUUUGAGAAAGGUGAACCAACUCAAACCAAGAAUCUUUGGGCCCAUGGCCGAAAUUCAGGUGGAAGGAGGAUCUCUGAAAACAGCUAUUCUCUGGAUGACUUGGAAAUGAGCCCAGGUCAGUCAUCAUCCUCGGCAAUCAACUUGGAGAAAAAUGAGAGUAGGCGAAAUCUGGAACUCCCACGCCUCUCAGAAACCUCCAUAAAGGAUCGAAUGGCCAAGUACCAAGCAGCUGUGUCCAAACAAAGCAGUUCAACCAACUACACAAAUGAGCUGAAAGCCAGUGGUGGUGAAAUCAAAACUCAUAAAUUGGAGCAAAAGGAGAAUGUGCCCCCAGAUCCUGAGCUCUACAGCGCCCAUCAGGAGGGAGCAAAGGUUUCUGCAACUGAAAAUAGCCUGGCUGUCCGUCCCUCGCCGGCCGAAGAUGACUUCCGUAAGCAUCUGUCGCCGGGUCUGGUUGCAGGUAACUCCCAGGUUAAGAGUGAGGCCCAGCAGCCUGUCCGCCCCAAGCCGCUGAGUCCAGAUGCCAGAGCCUCCAGCCUCUCUGAGAGUUCUCCUCCCAAGUCAGUGAAGAAGUUUCAGGCGCCUGCGAGAGAGACCUGCGUGGAAUGUCAGAAGACAGUGUACCCCAUGGAGCGGCUCCUGGCCAAUCAGCAGGUGUUUCACAUCAGCUGCUUCCGUUGCUCCUAUUGCAACAACAAACUUAGUCUGGGAACAUAUGCAUCUUUACACGGGCGAAUCUAUUGUAAGCCUCACUUCAAUCAACUCUUUAAAUCCAAAGGUAACUAUGAUGAAGGCUUUGGGCACAGACCACACAAGGAUCUGUGGGUCAGCAAAAGUGAAAAUGAAGAGACUUUAGAGAGACCAGCCCAGCUCCCAAGUGCAGGGGAGGUCCUUCAGAGCCCAGGGGUAGAAGAUGCCCCCAUCGCUAAGGUGGGCGUGCUGGCUGCAAGCAUGGAAGCCAAGGCCUCCCCUCCGCGGGAGAGGGAAGAUAAGCCAGCGGAAACCAAGAAGCUGAGGAUCGCCUGGCCGCCCCCAACCGAACUUGGCAGUUCAGGAAGUGCCUUGGAGGAAGGGAUCAAAGUGUCCAAGCCCAGAUGGCCUCCUGAGGAUGAAAUUGGCAAACCUGAAGCUCCCGAGGAGAUAGACCUGGAUCUGAAGAAGCUACGGCGGUCUUCUUCCCUGAAGGAGAGGAGCCGCCCCUUCACCGUCGCCGCUUCGUUUAGAACCACCUCUGUCAAGAGCCCGAAAGGUUUGUCCUCACCUGUCAGGAAAGGCUGGAGCAUGUCGGAGCAGAGUGAGGAGUAUGCGGGAGGAGCAAUAGCAGAAAGGAAACAAGCGGAAAAUGCUAAGGCCUCCCAGAAGAAUGGGGGUGUGGGGAAGACAAGCUGGCAGCACAAGGAAUCUAAAGGAGAGGUGGCAGGGAGAAGUGAGGCGAUUCAUGGUUUUGAGGGGGAGGAUGAGAACCUUCUAGAAAAUGGUGCAAAUUUAGAUGAAGAUGAUAGCAACCACACAAAGCAGCAGUCUCCACUGGAACCUAAGUCUCCCAGUUGGUCCAGCUUUGUAGACAACACCUCCACUAAAGAAUUCACUGCUCAGAACCAGCAGUCCCAGGAUGUGGGAUUCUGGGAGGAAGAAGUGGUCAAAGAGCUGUCUGUGGAAGAACAGAUCAAGAGAAAUCGGUACUACGAUGAGGAUGAGGAUGAGGAAUGAUGAAUUCGCAACCGCGCUGGGCCUUAAAUGCAUGUUAGUGAGCCACUGCCCUUUAUCCAAGUGAUGCCCAUAAGCAGGUGUCUUAAUUUACAUGGACGCAACUUUGGAAGAGAGCUUCGACCACCAAAAGAACCCCAUACAGCAGCUUCAGUGAACCCCUUCUAAAUGCUGGUGACAGCAUUCCUUAAAUUCUGCACAUUAGCAGUGCUGGUACACAGAAGUGCUGUAAAGUCUUCUAACAGGGAAACAUCUAGCUGAUCCAGUGAUGUAGUCCAGAUCCCACUGUAUUUCCCAAAAGGCAAUAUUAAAACAGAUGAUGAGCUGUGCAUUGUUAGACUGCAAAUACUACUGUGGAAUGAGAGAACACACAGAAGGGAUUUAGAGACCUAAACGUUAUGACUGGAUGCACUUUAGUAUAAAUCACACGGUUUAUAUUUUCAAAGGAAUACCACUUCAAUUUUUUAGGAUUCAGCUGUUAAGGGAUCAAUUAUUUAGUCUUCUUUAAAAAAAAAAAGUUGUAGGUGAAUUUUCUUACUCUCAGAUGUAUGGGGAAUUGAUUUUGGUUUGCUCUCCUAGACUCCAUCCUUGUUCUAAUGUAAUACAGCCAUCUUUUCAGAACAGCUUUUUGAGGCAAGUAGAGAACCUACCAGCAUGCCUUGGUCCUUGGCGAGAUCUCUUGUCUCCCACACCCGCGGUGGUUUUGCCAAUGAGUUUGACCCCAAGAGACCGACUUGUUUUUCUGGUAGUCUCUUUCAUGCUUUACUGAGGCUACAAUGUCAUUAUCCACUACACUCCAUGUUAGAGCACAGUGCGGAACUUAAUGGGGGAGUUACAGAAAGAACCGCCUUAAACUUGUUCUACUUGUGAUGUCGUCUUUCUGAGGACUGAUUUUUAAAUACUUAUCAGCUCUGAAAUACAUUGGUUUUUAUGGCAGAUAAUAUUCCCAGGAUGAUAUUAAACCAAUGAUUGGCCUUUCUCUUGGGAUGAUUUUCUCUAGUAUUAAGGCUUUGGAACACUGGGGCAGGUCACCCAUUUGGGAUGUCCACAUCCCAUGUUGGGGGUACCUGGCAUCAAGUCCCGGCUCCACUUCAGUUCAGCUGUGUGUGCCCUAGGAAGCAGCAGGUGAUGGCUCAGGUGCUGGGAGACCUGGAUGGAGUUCCUGACUCCUGGCUUUGGCCUGGCCCGGUCCCAGCUGUUGCAGGCAUUUCGGGAGUGAACCAGCAGAUGGAAGAUUGAUCAAUCUCUCUCUCUCUGCCUUUCAAAUAACCUUUUCUAAGUCUUUGGAACAUUAUCAACUUGAGUACAUCUGUACAUAAUCGAUAUUCCAAAUUGUAUGUGUGGGAGGGAGAGGUGUUUCAAGCUGUAGGCCUUUCUUUGUACUGCAUUUCUAGAGAUUUAGUCUUGAUAUUUUAGAGAUGUAAAAUAUUUUGCUUUCUUACAGCCUUGCUUAGUCUGAAACAUUUUUAUUCAAUAAAGAAUUUAAUUUACAUUUGAACUUUUCAA
Messenger RNA from Lepus europaeus (European hare), 3924 nucleotides. It is a transcript of the gene LIMA1, whose product is annotated as LIM domain and actin binding 1. Gene Ontology annotation, cellular component: plasma membrane; actin cytoskeleton. The transcript has 11 exons. The coding region runs from base 130 to 2421 and encodes 763 amino acids. Gene Ontology annotation, biological process: actin filament bundle assembly. The record is from RefSeq and is a predicted model, not a curated record. Gene Ontology annotation, molecular function: actin filament binding. NCBI's taxonomy places the organism in Eukaryota, Metazoa, Chordata, Mammalia, Lagomorpha, Leporidae.